Messenger RNA from Falco peregrinus (peregrine falcon), 1915 nucleotides. It is a transcript of the gene CHMP2B, whose product is annotated as charged multivesicular body protein 2B. Gene Ontology annotation, biological process: endosome transport via multivesicular body sorting pathway; late endosome to vacuole transport; protein transport. NCBI's taxonomy places the organism in Eukaryota, Metazoa, Chordata, Aves, Falconiformes, Falconidae. The transcript is spliced from 6 exons. The record is from RefSeq and is a predicted model, not a curated record. Gene Ontology annotation, cellular component: ESCRT III complex; multivesicular body. The coding region runs from base 131 to 775 and encodes 214 amino acids.
CCGGCGGGGAGGCGGAGCCGGAGCCGGGCGGGUUGUGCGCGGCCCGGCCGCUUCCUGGUCACCUGAGGAGCAGGCAGGAGCCCGCUGAGGCGGCAGUGGGGGUCCGGCGGCUCCGGGGCUGGCUGCCGCCAUGGCCUCGCUCUUCAAGAAGAAGACUGUGGACGAUAUAAUAAAGGAGCAAAAUCGAGAGUUAAGAGGUACACAAAGGGCUAUAACCAGAGAUAGAGCAGCACUCGAAAAACAGGAAAAACAACUGGAACUGGAAAUAAAGAAAAUGGCUAAGACUGGUAACAAAGAAGCCUGUAAAGUUCUAGCAAAACAACUUGUGCAACUGCGGAAGCAGAAAAAUCGAACAUACGCUGUCAGCUCUAAAGUCACUUCUAUGUCGACUCAAACGAAGGUGAUGAACUCUCAGAUGAAGAUGGCAGGAGCUAUGUCAACUACAGCAAAAACAAUGCAAGCAGUCAAUAAGAAAAUGGAUCCACAAAAGACACUACAAACUAUGCAGAAUUUCCAGAAGGAGAACAUGAAGAUGGAAAUGACUGAAGAAAUGAUUAAUGAUACUCUGGAUGACAUUUUUGAUGCUUCUGAUGAAGAGGAGGAAAGCCAAGAUAUUGUUAACCAAGUGCUUGAUGAGAUUGGAAUUGAAAUCUCUGGAAAGAUGGCCAAAGCUCCGUCAGCUGCCAGAGGCUUACCAUCUGCAUCAACGUCAAAAGCUGCUACCAUAUCAGAUGAAGAGAUUGAACGACAGCUCAAAGCUUUGGGGGUCGAUUAGCUUGAUAGCAAUAUACAGUCUGCCUUCUAAUUACUCAACUGCAGACAGCUGUAAAAAGUGCAAAUACUCUUUCAAUGCAAUUGACGUCUCGGAAAACUCUGAAGCUUCAGAAAUGACAGCUUGAAGUUGGUACUGGGGGAAGGAGAAGGGGAGAAUAUUUUGAAUCAGUGUACAGUUGGGGUGCCCGUUGCAUGGAGUCUGUUUGAGCCCAGGCCCAACCGGGGAUGUAGCUCUAAUGAUAAAUUCACUUAUACCUGAUCUGAGUCUGUCCUCUGAAUUCAAAGUUUACUUCUAUCUUGGUUCCCGAUCUAUCUUUAGCGUUGGCUGUUCUGUGGCUGGUGGUGGUGCCUCCUAGGACAGCACCUAUAUAAUAUAUAUAAUUUUUUAUAAAACUAUAACUAUAGAAAAAUGCUUAGUCUGUCAUCUUAGCACAAGUGAAACUUCACCUUUGCUCUUAGUUGGAAACUCUUUUUUUUCUUUUGAUGAGAAAUAGCCUUGAAAGUUGAGCAAGUUUAGGCAGAAAGAAAAAGUAUUUUAUGUAUUUUUUUCAAGUUUCUGUAGUUACUCCGGGUUGAGUAAAUAAUGGCUGGUUAUUCUUUUUACCGAAAGGGAAGGAUACGGUCCUUGUGCAGUUAAUUUUAUGGGAAGAGGAUUUAAAUUUGUUAGUGAACUUUGUUGCAUGAAAGGCACCAAUUGAACUCUAUUGUACUGUAGCAUAGCUGUUUUCAACAGAAUUGCUGUGCCUUUAUGUAUAUAAAUCUUGUACCUUUGUGAUUAUUAUUUUUUUUCAGAAUGAGUCUUUGAAAGGUGAGUAAACCUGUAAUUAUGAUGGUUUCACAAAACACUAUGGUGAGACCUCUGUGUACACUUGAUGGGACUCAACGCUGAAGUUCAGAAAUGCACUUGUUCAGUAAAUGCAACUUGCGCACUUGCAAAAAGGACAUUUGCCUGAAACAACAUUUGUAUAUAUUUUACAGUAUUUCUUAAUGGAAGAUAACUGUGCAUAAUUGUAUUGUUUACUAAGAUGCAAUUGAUCACAUUGAUAAGCUAAAUCUAAAUUUUAGUUUUGAGAACAAUUUUGGAUGAUACAUGAUGAUUACUUCUCUAAACACUAUAAUAAAAGUGUUCUGGUUCUGUGAA